Hansenula ciferrii is the source of this 3348-nucleotide messenger RNA. RefSeq names its product Laminin-like protein epi-1. Lineage: Eukaryota; Fungi; Ascomycota; Saccharomycetes; Phaffomycetales; Wickerhamomycetaceae. The transcript has a single exon. The record is from RefSeq and is a predicted model, not a curated record. The coding region runs from base 1 to 3348 and encodes 1115 amino acids.
AUGAGCAUCAAAUCCUCGUCCUCAAGCUCUGUGGUUUCUUCUAUGGAUAGUGUCAACGAAGAGUUAAGAUCACUUAGAAAAUCAGCUUCAAGACCAGCACAAACUGCUAACUCCACAAGAAGAGGGUUGUUUGAUUUUUCCAGAAAGGCAUUCAGUACAAACUCUUCACCAAUUAAAGCAUCAAGUGAAUCACAAAAUACUAAAACUCCCAGUGGUUCGAGUUUAGAAAUUGGUAAUAGAAGUAAUAUUUCAACAAAUGCUGAUUAUGAUGACUAUUAUGGAUAUGAUGAAAAUGACGACCAAGAUGAUGAUCAUGAUGAUGAUGACUUUGACACCAAAAGUUUAGGCUUUGAUCCAUUUGUGGAGAACACGACAGAUGUUGAAAUACCGAUUGCUAACAGUACAACUUUGAAGUCUCAUAAAUAUAAUUCAAAGAAUAAACAGGGAAACUAUGGUCCUUUGGGUAUGAAUGAUGGUCUGAAAAGUGUUAGAUUCAAAGAUGGAGAUAUCCCCAAUAGUCAACCUCAAGUUUCGAAUAAACCAACCAAAAGCCAAAAUCAAAAAUCUAUAUCUCAAUUGCAAUCUAUGUUUUUGAAAUCAAAUUCUGGGUAUACGAAACCAUCGUCUAGAGAAAGGCUGCCAUCAAGUGAAUAUAGCGCAACACCGGACACGACAGAAGUUUCUGAAUUCAAUGAUCAUUCAAAUCACCUUACCUUGACUCAGAAGGAGUUCUUAUUACCAGCUGGACUAUCAUCUGAAGAAACAAAAAAGUCGCAAUCUGGUGCCAAAGAUAUUAAAAUAAAAUUUGCACAAGGCAAGACAAAUGAAUCAAAAAACGAUCCAAAAUCAACAUAUGACUCCUCUGCUAUUGUUUCCGCAUCGACAGAUGGUGGUAGUAGUUUAUUCUCAAAGACUGACACCCUUUCAGCACCAACAGAUAAUGAAAGUGCUCCAUUAAAGUUUGAGAAUGUCAAUGAAUCUUCAAAAUUAACGACUGUCGUCGAUGGACCAAGAACGGGACCUGAAACAUUCCGGAGAAUAAAUAUCCCUGAAACUCAACCAGAACAAAAGUUACAAUAUACAGAAAGUACACCAAAAGGUAAACCGUUCUCUUUGAGACUUCAAGAUGCUGAUUUCAGAAGACUCAAUAGUGAUGGAAGUGGUGAAGAAUCGUUUGACCAUGUUGACAUCCUUGAACAAUCACGCCCAGCCCUGCUAUCCAACAAGGUCCAAGACACCACUGCUCCCAUAAUCCCUGAACAGUCACCGGUAACCUCAACUGAAAAAAAAAUUAUCCUGGUAAAUCCUGUUGUGCAUGAGACAGAUGUGUCUUCACAUAAAGAUGCGAAAUUUUCGUCAGUAAUAGAAGAUGAAGUUAAGCACAAAGUCCACCAAAUCUUGAAGACUUUAUCACAAGAUAAAAAAACAUUCUCCUUGGAUCACAGUGUGUCUGGUGAGAGCAAGAACUUGAGCUAUUAUAUUGAUCAAAUUUUAAAUUUUGCAAGAGAAAAUGACAAAAAACUGAAUGCUCUCAAAAUUCAACUCAUAAAGCUUUCCAAACAACAACAUGAUCAUGAAGAUAUUGUCAAUCAAAAGGAUAAAAUUGUUGAGUCUUUAAACUCUGCAAUUUCAGAUCUAAAUGGGAAAUUACAAAGUAUUCAAGGAAAAUACAACUCUCGUGAAAGUGCAGUUAAGUCGCAAGAAAAGGCUUUAAAAUUGGAAGCUCAAAAAUACAGUGGUUAUGAUGAAGAAUUAGCUACCCGUGACUCUUUACUUGAAGAUUGCCGCUCCCAUAUUGAGGAAAAGGAGUUGUUUAUUGAAAAUAUUUCUAGGUUGGUAUCUGAACAUUCAACUCAGUCUUUUGAUUUAUCGAAUGAAAAGCUGGCAUUCACCCAAUUGAAAUCACUUUUAAAGUUAAAUCACAAACUUAAAGAACAGGAGAAAACAUACAAGCGCGCUGAGCAAUUACAUAAAAAGAUCAAAAGAGACUUGGAUGAAGAUUUAGAGGUACUCAAGCAUAAAAAUGAUGAACUUUUGAACGGUAAGAAGAUUUUAGAAGACCAAAAUGCCAAAAAUUUAAAGUUUAUCGAAGAGAAAGAGCUGGAAAUUGAAAACCAUGAAAACACUAAUGAAAAAUUGUCAAUGAGCUUGAAAAAUCUUGAAUUGAAAUACACUAAGCUUCAAAAUGAAAUAGAUAAUGAGAAAUUUAGAAACAAAGAAAUGGAAGCAAAGAUACAAGAGCACGAAAAUGAUAGGGUUGUACAAGACAAGAAGGUCCAAAAUAUGGAGAAGAUACUUGAAGACCAGCUUUCCUUGGUAAAUGAAGUUCAGCAAGAGUUUGAUGCUCAAACCGAAACAAUUAAUAACUUAAAUCACAAAAACAAAGCUAUGGAAGUUGAGAAUGAAGCAUUGCAUACAUCAUCAAGAAUUGAUCAAGAUCAAAAACAAAAAUUGGAGACAGAAGCUGAGAAUUUCAAGAUCAAAUUGGAACAAAAGUCAAGCCAACUUGAAGAGGUAGAACGUCGUUUGGGGAAUUUGAUAAGAAGAAAAGAUGAAGAUAUCCAAAGAUUAAAUGGUAGAGUGAAAACUCUUGAACAAAUUGAAGCAAAUUUGGCGUCAGAGCUUAAAGAUACAAGGGCUAAACUGAGUGCAAAAUACACCCAAUCUUCCGUUCUAGAGAAACGUUGUGAAACUUUGAGCCAAAACUUGAAAGAAUCUGGUGAAAAGAAUAGAGUUAUAAGAUCAGAAAUACUCAAGCACAACGGCCAUAUACAAGAGCUAAAACGGACUCUUUCUGGACUUUCCUAUAGUAUUAUACAAAACUUGGAUGGUAUUAUUGAUGGUGAGUCUUUAUCUGGUGUGCGUGAUGACUUAAAAAAUGAUACAGACGAUGGAGCCUUGGAGAAGAUGCAUAACGUCAGCUUAUUUAUCGAAGAAGCUGUUUCAUUAAUCAUUAAAGAGCACUGGUCAUUGAGUAAAAGCUUAUCGGAAGCUCGAAAAGGAAGUGUUUCGAACAAUUCAUUGAAUGCGCUCCAGCAAAUCAUUGAAGCAAAGAACAAUAGAAUCAAACUAUUAGAGCUGAGACUUCUAUCCUUUGAGAGUGCUGUUAAGAAGAUAAAUAAGACAAAUUCUAGAAUUUCCACUCGUGGAUCGUCAGCUAUCUCAAACACCAAUAAUAACUCAAGAAAAGUCAACUUUCAACCGAGUUCAAGUGAUUCUGAUCAUGAGUCUAUCGAUUCUAAUUUAACAGUUCGCACUCACAUCAGAUCAGAAAAUAAGGAGGUGAAGAAAUUACUCAAUUUGCUCAAACAAAAUAGCAGUAAAAGUGACUUGUCAAGUGAUAAUUAA